AGAUAUGGACGUAUAAAGACCAACCUGCUAAUGGACUGUAACCCAGUUAAAGUCAAGCCUUGAAGACCGCUGUCAUGUUGAUGUGUGAACACAAGCGACAAUAAUGGCUCACGGGACAGGCAGUGGAAGUACAGCUGGGCCCGAUUUGCUCCUGUAUUCCAUCCAGGUCUCUGGUUUCUCCUGCAAACACAUCUGAUUUUUACAAGGUACGUGCAUGAAGCUGCUGUGGAAAUCUCUGGACAAGAUGAGGUGUCUCAGGAACGCUCCACUAUCCCCCUUUCUCGGCUUCCCUCGUCACUUUCCUGCUGUCCUUAACCUCUACAUUGAAGAUGGCUAUGUACUUGAAGAGGACAAACGGCAGCUGAGAGAAACUUCAGUCCACCAGCCGAGCUCAGAGCGAUACGUUCACACUUUCAGAGACCUCAGUAAUUUCUCUGGAACUAUUAAUGUUACAUAUCGUUAUCUUGCUGGAACCCCACUCAACCGCAAGAAGUAUCUCACCAUUGGGCUGUCAUCAGUCAAAAGAAAAAGAGGGAACUACCUUUUGGAAACGAUCAAAUCCAUCUUUGAUCAGUCCAGUUAUGAGGAACUGAAAGAGAUUGUGGUGGUGGUCCACCUUGCAGACUUUGACCUGAUCUGGUGUGAAAACCUGGUGCAGGAAAUUACCAGGAAGUUUGCUCAUCAUAUCAUAGCAGGAAGGCUCCUGGUGAUCCAGGCUCCAGAGGAAUACUACCCAUCUCUGGAUGGACUCAAAAGGAACUACAAUGACCCAGAGGACCGCGUCCGUUUCCGUUCUAAGCAGAAUGUGGAUUAUGCAUUCCUUUUGAACUUCUGCACAAACCUGUCUCAUUUCUAUAUGAUGUUAGAAGAUGAUGUACGCUGCUCCAGGAACUUCCUUACAGCGUUGAAGAAGGUCAUCACCUCCAGAGAAGGUUCAUACUGGGUGAUGCUGGAGUUCUCUAAGUUGGGCUACAUCGGGAAGCUCUACCACUCCAGAGACCUACCUCGGCUGGCUCAUUUCCUCCUCAUGUUCUACCAGGAAAUGCCCUGUGACUGGCUUCUCAUUCACUUCAGGGGCCUCCUGGCCCAGAAGGACGUGAUCCGCUUCAAGCCAUCUUUGUUCCAACACAUGGGCUACUACUCCUCCUACAAAGGAGCAGAGAACAAGCUGAAGGAUGACGACUUUGAAGAAGACUCCAUCGACAUUCCAGACAACCCUCCAGCCAGCCUUUACACCAACAUCAAUGUAUUUGAGAACUACGAUGCCACAAAGGCUUACAGUACUGUGGAUGAAUAUUUUUGGGGAAAGCCUCCAUCCACUGGAGACUUCUUUAUCAUAGUCUUUAACAAACCCAUUAAAAUGAGUAAAAUCAAGAUCACCACUGGUUCUGACGACCGGCAGAAUGACAUUCUUCAUCAUGGAGCUCUGGAAGUGGGAGAAAAGCUUGUUGGAACUAAAAAAGGAAAGCAGUGUUCCUCCUACAUUACAUUGGGGGAGUUUAAAAAUGGCAACAUUGAGGCUCAAGAUGUUGACCACAAAAUCGCCUUUGACAUUGAGUGUGUGCGCAUUGUGGUGACAGCAGGGCAGAAAGAAUGGCUCAUUAUAAGAAGUAUAAGUUUAUGGACUACACAACCACCCAGCCAAUGAGGACUACAUACAAAGACUCUUAGUAAGUCAUGGUUGAAGGUUUUUUAUUAUUUGCUAAUAUAUGUAAUUCCAGGUUUAUUUAUUGGUUUUGUAUGUAUUUAUUGAUAACCAUUUUUGAUUGCCAAAUCAAUCUAUAGUUUUGUAUACCUUCACGUUCUAACCUUAGUGAGGAAUCAUGGGGAUCUCAUUUAGACUGUUCAAUUGACCUCAGAGUGUUAUUUAUUGAAGUGACUUUUAUUACAUGUCAGUAGGUUUAUAUUAAUUUUAGAUCAUAUCCUUAAAGCAGGGGUUUGAAACUCAGAUCACUGCCAGACUGUUUUUUUUUUU
Molecule: messenger RNA, 1975 nt
Organism: Thalassophryne amazonica
Lineage: Eukaryota; Metazoa; Chordata; Actinopteri; Batrachoidiformes; Batrachoididae
Gene: mgat4c
Product: mgat4 family member C
Exons: 6
Coding region: 215-1648 (477 amino acids)
Biological process (GO): protein N-linked glycosylation
Molecular function (GO): acetylglucosaminyltransferase activity
Source: RefSeq, a predicted model, not a curated record